Rhodofomes roseus is the source of this 1664-nucleotide messenger RNA. RefSeq lists its product as uncharacterized. NCBI's taxonomy places the organism in Eukaryota, Fungi, Basidiomycota, Agaricomycetes, Polyporales, Fomitopsidaceae. The transcript is spliced from 3 exons. The record is from RefSeq and is a predicted model, not a curated record. The coding region runs from base 190 to 1263 and encodes 357 amino acids.
CCCCGCUCAUCUCUCUUCCUCCUUCUCCCCAUCUUCCCGCCCGCUGUAUCAACAGCUGACGACCCUUUCCCCAUCCUGAACACCGACAACGCGUAACCCCCAUCCCUCUACCCGCUUAUCACCAUUACGUCUACUCUUAGAGCCCGUACCUCAACAUCCUUGUCGCCCUCGAACUCCGUCAGCGUCAGGAUGGCCCAACCCUCGUCGUCUCAUAGAGAGCGGGAGCGGGAGCGAGGAGAGCGCAGCAGCUCUUCCCGACACCACCACCAUCGCACCAUCUCAUCCACCACCCUUCUCCUCGUCCUCUCGCUCGUCCUCGCGGUCCUCGCGGUCAUGCUCUCUCUCCCGUCUUCGCAGACCCCCCGCGGAGAGGCCGCUACCACGGACCCGAACAGCCAAGGCUUCUGGGGCAUGCUUACCCCUCAACGCACCAAGGCCCUCAUUGCCCGCGAGAGCAACGUUGCCGUCCGUGAGGCCGAGGUCGCGCGUCGCGAAGCCGAGCUCCUCGCUGGCGCUCCCGGCGGUGUCAUCGCGACUCCCAGCCCUGUCAGCUGCCCUCCCUGCGCUGCGGUCGUCGAGAGGGUCCCUGAGCCAAUCCAAACUGUCAUCAAAGAAGUCGUGAAGGAGGAGUCCUUGACCCCGCCCGGGUGGUGGGAUCAAGCGCGUAUUCGCGCUGAAGAUAUCCUCGACCGUGAACUCAAGAUCGCCGAGCGCGAGCGCGAGAUCAGCCGGCGCGAGGAGGCGGUCAACAGGCGCGAGCACGACGCGUCUCGUCGCGAGACUUGGAUCAUGGAGCAGCUAGUUGCAUUGAAUAAUGAGGAGCCGAUUGUUGAAGAAGAAUACGUCCAGUACGAGCCGGCCAACGCAAGACGGAAACCCAAGAAUCCCUUCCACAACGCUGCCCCUUAUUAUGACUAUGAUACUCCCUACGAUGCUCCCUACAACGCUCUCCCGCCUCCGCUCGUUUUCACGGAGACGGCCGUUGAGGUAGCGGUCGAAACCAAGACUGUCACCCACACGCUUAACCAAGUCGUACCGACCCAAGUCAGUAACCCGCCACCUGCGAACACUCGUCGCGCCGCUUCACCCACUCCGCAAAUCGUCACCCCUUCGUCGUCCACUACGCACAUCCCUCGCACGACUGCCGUUGAGGUGGUUGUCGAGGAGCCUGUGAUCGUAGAACCGGAGAUCGAAGAGGAGCGCACCAUAACGGUGAAGCGGGGCCCACGCGCGCGACCCCCUGCCCGCUGGUGGGGAUGGUGAUUUGGUCCAUCGAUGCGAUGAGUUUCUGUUACGUGCGCUACGAGCAUUGACGUCUUGAUCUUCGCUGGACCUAUUUGUAUUCCCGCUUGAUAACCUUCCCCCUCUUUAUCGGGCAGUGUUUAUUUGCUUCGCUGCUGACAAGCUGUACUACCAUGCACUGGAUGUGCUCCAUCUACCUACCGAACCCCGCGCGAUACCUAGCUCCCUCUUGCUUCCCCUCCUAGACAUGACGCGACACGAUUACCUGAUGGAUGGAGGUCCACUCAGCACGGCAAUUCUAGUUUUCGCUCCUUCUAUUGUGGUAUUACUUGAUGACAAUGACGAGUGGGAUAGUGUAGUUUACUUACUAGGGCUACCUAGGAGUCCUCUGUGUCAAUACACUGUGCCUCGUAUGUCUGUUU